This is a messenger RNA of Myxocyprinus asiaticus (Chinese sucker), 1389 nucleotides long. It is a transcript of the gene nfkbil1, whose product is annotated as nuclear factor of kappa light polypeptide gene enhancer in B-cells inhibitor-like 1. The record is from RefSeq and is a predicted model, not a curated record. Bases 188 to 1276 code for a protein of 362 amino acids. Gene Ontology annotation, molecular function: protein binding. Gene Ontology annotation, biological process: canonical NF-kappaB signal transduction. The transcript is spliced from 4 exons. NCBI's taxonomy places the organism in Eukaryota, Metazoa, Chordata, Actinopteri, Cypriniformes, Catostomidae.
CUGCUGCUGGAGGAAUUAUAUCGCAGACGUACUACAUUAAGGUUGUGUAACGUUUGUUUAUGUCCGUGUUGACACCCGUGUUUUGAAACGGCUUCUCACGAUCAAAUCCGAUAUUAAAAACAAUUUUAAAAUAAUUGUGUCCAGAUUAGCUAUAUUUUUUUACAUAGAUGUCAUCUCAAGAGUUCAGAUGAUGAACAGAAAGCAGAGGAGAGUUUUGCGGUAUGUGGAGGAGGGCAGUCUGUUAAAGUUGAAGUCAUAUCUUCGUAAACACAAGGAUCUGGAGCUGAAUUUCACCCAGGGUAAAAGGCACAGAGGCCCAUUACACGUUGUCUGCUCUCACGGUGACGAUGCCAUCCUCAGACUGCUGCUGAAACGUGGAGCAGAUCCGCUGCAAACAGACAGAAAUGGAGAAACGCCAUUACACCUGGCCGCCAAUAGAGCCCUUAAAUACGGCAAGAGAGUUUAUGAUGACCUGGUGGUGCCAUUACAAAAACACUGUCCAGAAGCAAUGGAGAUUUCCAAUAAAGCAGGAGUGACUCCUCGUGACCUGCUGCAAUGGAUGAAAUCUGAACAGAAACAGGGGGGCUUAGGAAAGGAAUCCCCAUGUGCUGUUGAUCCCGAGCAACAAUGGAGAGAGAAGCUGUUAGGUGAAUGUCAGGAUGAGUUUUUUGAGACAUUUGGACAGUAUGACGAUGAUUUCUUAUAUGAUGACAAAGAUGAAGAAGACUUUGUGGACUGGGCGGAGCGGAUCAGACGGGAGUAUGUUGGCAAACAACGUGCCAGAGAACAGAGACAAGCAGCUUGCUUGGGAAACAAGAGGUCAAAGGGUCGGAAGGAGACUGAGGAGGAUGAAAGGAGUCGCAGGGAGCUGAUGGCCAGGUUGGAGCGAGAGCAUGCUGAGUAUCUGCAGCGUGCAGCACGUAAAGAGGAGGAGACGCGGCAGGGAAGGAAGAGGCGUUACGAGGAACGUUGUGCUGCCACAUUUCAGAGCUCCUCGAGCAAGGCACCUGAAGGACUGCUGGGAUACGAUGACAUCCCGUGGCCGGCUCCUCGCGGUUCCCCGGAGGACAUGGUUGCUGUUAUGUUGCACGGUGCUGACCGAUCUGAUGUGCCCACUUUACGGAAGGUGCUUCGCCGGCAGCAGGCCCUCUGGCACCCGGAUAAGUUCUCCCAGCGCUGUGGAGGCCGUUUGGUGGACUGUGAUAGACAGAAAAUCCUGGACACAGUCACUGCUCUCUCACAGGAGCUCAACAGACUUGCACAAAGCCUCAGAUGACAUAGACUUCACUGAUCUGAGUUUGAAUCUGUUUAACUGCAGUAUUUGUUCUCAAGCUAAUGUGUGUGAUUAAGACAUUCUGUGAUUUAAAUCAAAUUAAAAACAAAAGAAAA